Messenger RNA from Rubroshorea leprosula, 2692 nucleotides. The record is from the annotation of a GenBank genome assembly. NCBI's taxonomy places the organism in Eukaryota, Viridiplantae, Streptophyta, Magnoliopsida, Malvales, Dipterocarpaceae.
AUUUUAGGGUUUGUCCAUUCUCUCCCCUUUCUCCUGCAUUUGUCCGAUUCUUUCUCCGAUUCAUUCUCCCCGACUCCGGCCCGGAGUUUCCGUCGACUGUUUGUGGAUCUAAUUCGAUUGAAAAUCGGGGAUUGAUCUGUUAUUGGAUUUGUUGCCCUGGAUAGGGGAUCUUGAAUAUGCCCGCGACGGAUUACCAAGGGACGUCAUCGGCGCCGUUCGCGAAUAUUGGGCGUUCUAUCAUGAGUCUGCGACGAGAUCAGGUCCACGUUCACUCGAUGGAAGGAAGUCACGACGGAGCUGGACAUGAAGUUGAGCUGGAAGCCUUUCAGAAGCAGGUUGCUGACAUGUUUCAGAGUUUGUUGGCGGCGGCGGCGUCGGCGUCGGCGAAUGAUGAACUCCUUUCACUCUCCUGGAUUCGGAAAUUGCUUGAUUCAUUCCUUUCCUGCCAGGAGGAAUUCAGGGUCCUUCUCUACAACAAAUCUCAGUUGUUGAGACCUCCAAUGGACAGGUUGAUUGCGGACUUCAAUGAGCGUAGCGUCAAGGCGCUGGAUGUUUGCAAUGCUAUCCGCGAUGGAAUCGAGCAGAUCAGGCAAUGGGAGAAGCUGCUUGAGAUUGUGCUUUGUGCUCUGGAUAAUAAAAAUCAAAGGGCCCUAGGUGAAGGGCAGUUUCGCAGGGCAAAAAAGGCACUCGUGGACUUGGCUAUUGGGAUGCUUGACGACAAGGAUUCUGGCCAGACUUUGGCUAACAGGAAUCGUUCCUUUGGUCGCAACAAGGAUCACCAUCAUCGCUCCGUCGGACAUUUUAGAUCGUUGUCAUGGAGCGUUUCGAGGUCAUGGUCUGCUGCUAGGCAGCUCCAAUCCAUUGGGAGCAACCUGGCUGCACCGCGAACAAAUGACAUUGUCGCCUCGAAUGGGUUUGCUGUCCCUGUUUAUACCAUGGGUUCCGUUUUGUUGUUUGUAAUGUGGACUCUGGUGGCAGCAAUUCCAUGCCAGGACCGUGGUUUGCAGGUUCAUUUCAAUAUUCCUAGGCAUUUUGCAUGGGCAGCGCCGUUGAAUACUCUGCACGAGAGGAUUUUGGAGGAGUCAAAGAAACGAGAGAGGAAGAAUGCUUGUGGCUUGUUGAAGGAAAUUUAUCAGAUGGAGAAGUGUUCGCGAUUGCUGAGUGAAUUGGCUGAUUCAGUGCAAUUCCCCCUAACAGAGGAGAAGGAGGUAGAGGUAAGGCAGAGAGUGAAGGAGUUGGCACAGGUGUGUGAGACCAUAAAGGAGGGUUUAGAUCCAUUGGAAAGGCAAGUUAGGGAGGUUUUUCAUAGGAUUGUGCGGGGCCGAACUGAAGGGCUUGACUCAUUGGGAAGGGGACACAAUCCGGAGUAAAAAGUCUCUUGCUUGUGUGUUAUCAUGGUGUCAAACGUCAGACUUUCAAAUGUUUGUUGAUUUUGGCUUCUGGGAUUUUGAGGAAGAUAGAAGAUGAAAUAGAAGAUGAAAAGAAGAAAAAGAAGAAGAAGAAGAAGAAGAAGAAGAAGAAGAAGAAGAAGAAAAGAGGAUGAAGCUGUGGAGUUAAGAAAGUAGAGUGAUUUGAAGCAUACUCCCAAAAUAAAAGGGUAAGGAAGAGAAAUUUUCUUGUAUUUAUUACCAUAUAUUGUAUAAAGAUAGCAGGAUAUGAAGUUGGACCUUUUUGGUCCUAGUUGCUGAUUUCCAGCAUUGUGUGGUUAUUGUAUAAUCAAAUUUCUGAGUAAAUUGCAUCUUAGUGUUGUAGCUGAUUUCAUGUUCAAGAUUUUGUCUAUUUAUCAUUGGUACAUAUAUUAUUUGUGCUGAAAGAGCCGACUGUUUUAGACUUUUUGGUAUUCUAGUCCAGCAUGCAUUUGCUUGUGACAGAGAGGUGGUCUAUUUUCUUUCUUCCCUGCUUAUACAAAGCUAGCUUGUGGUUGUGUGUCAUUUGUUCUUGAUUUUGAAGUUUUCUAUGAAGCACUAGGAAAUUUUGUCCAUCCUGACUCCAUAAAGAAUGUGUGGUUUGUGAAAGACAUAAUUCUGAGCAAUCAUAUUGGAGAUGAUUGAUUUCCCUCUGAACUUUUACUGUUAUUGAAUUGGGAAGAAAGGUUGGAUAUUGCAAUUCUUUUCCAGGGAGCUUCAAAUAUAUGCCUGGUUAGUUUUUCAGUAAAAUGUAACAGAGGCAACCUUAACUCUGACUCUGACUCUGUGUUUGUGCAAGCAAAUUUCUCUUUCUUGCAGAUCUCAACAUGAGCUGGUAGAUCCAUUAUUGGCUCAUGCACAGACUCAGCAAAGGUUGCAGCUAAGACCUGCCUGAAAGAGGAGAAAAAUUGUGCAGGUUGCCUUGGAUGAGGACUGUCCAGGAAUGGGAAUGUUUGUAGAAAAGUUAGAGGGGACGUUUUACUGUGCUAACCAUUUUCCCUGAAAGUUCAAGCUUUACCAGAUCCUUUGAAUCGAAAUUUCGCUAUCAGGAUCAACUCUGGAACAGCCUUAGUCUUAACUGGCACCAGUUUGUUUCAAGAUUAAUUGCCAUAAAUAUCUUUCAGGCUGUUCAUUCCCACAAAUUUCCGAUAGCUGUCAUAACCCUGAAGCUUUAAUUGCUAAGUCUGCGUCGAGACUUCAGAGUAUUGUGUACAAAACUUAGCAAUAUCUGAAUAUGACCUGGGAAAGUGACUUGCGAGCUGUGAAAUUAAAAGUUGCCAUUCAGA